AGCUCCCGUGCCCGGAUGCCCUGCCCAGACGCGGAGGGGGCGUGGCCCGGCGGCCCGUACCAAGAACACGGAUUCGCAGGGGGGAAACCUGGCCCGGGAGCGCGCGGCCCUGUGGGGGGGGCGGGGCCACCGACGGCCACGCCCCCACCCCCGCGUGAGGAGCGGGCGGUGGUAGCACCUCGGUGGUGCGGGCCUGCGUCCGGCUCGGAUUCGGGAGUGCUGCGGAAUAGGUCGAGGUUCGUGAUCAACAUGGGGGACUCCAACACAGAUACCAGCGCCACCGGGUCUGAGACUGUGGCUGAGGAAGUCUCUCUUUUCAGCAUGACGGACAUGAUUCUGUUUUCACUCAUUGUGGGUCUCCUGACCUACUGGUUCUUCUUCAGAAAGAAAAAAGACGAAAUCCCUGAGUUCACCAAAAUUCAAGCAAUGACCUCCUCUGUCAAAGACAGCAGCUUCGUGGAAAAGAUGAAGAAGACGGGCAGGAACGUCAUCGUGUUCUAUGGCUCCCAGACGGGGACUGCCGAGGAGUUUGCCAACCGCUUGUCCAAGGACGCCCACCGCUACGGCAUGCGGGGCAUGUCAGCAGACCCCGAGGAGUAUGACUUGGCCGACCUGGGCAGCCUGCCAGAAAUAGAGAACUCCCUGGCAGUGUUCUGUAUGGCCACCUACGGCGAGGGUGACCCCACUGACAAUGCUCAGGACUUCUAUGACUGGCUCCAGGAGACAGAUGUGGACCUCUCUGGAGUCAAGUAUGCGGUGUUUGGCCUUGGGAACAAGACCUAUGAGCACUUCAAUGCCAUGGGCAAGUAUGUGGAUAAGCGGCUAGAGCAGCUUGGUGCCCAGCGGAUCUUUGAGCUGGGGAUGGGCGACGAUGACGGGAACCUGGAGGAGGAUUUCAUCACAUGGCGAGAGCAGUUUUGGCCGGCUGUGUGUGAGCACUUUGGGGUGGAAGCCACUGGAGAGGAGUCCAGAGACAUGGCCAAGGUGUACGUGGGUGAGAUGGGACGUCUGAAGAGCUACGAGAACCAGAAACCCCCCUUUGAUGCCAAGAAUCCAUUCUUGGCUGUCGUCACCACCAACCGGAAGCUGAACCAGGGAACUGAGCGACACCUCAUGCAUCUGGAAUUAGACAUCUCAGAUUCCAAAAUCAGGUAUGAAUCGGGUGACCAUGUAGCUAUUUACCCAGCCAAUGACUCUGCCCUGGUCAACCAGAUUGGCGAGAUCCUGGGUGCUGACCUGGAUGUUGUCAUGUCCCUGAACAAUCUUGAUGAGGAAUCCAACAAGAAGCAUCCAUUCCCCUGCCCCACCUCCUACCGCACAGCCCUCACCUACUACCUGGACAUCACCAACCCGCCACGCACCAACGUGCUCUACGAGCUGGCCCAGUACGCCUCCGACCCCUCUGAGCAGGAACACCUGCGCAAGAUGGCCUCUUCCUCGGGCGAGGGCAAGGAGCUGUACCUGAGCUGGGUGGUGGAGGCUCGGAGGCACAUCCUGGCCAUCCUGCAGGACUACCCAUCCCUGCGGCCCCCCAUCGACCACCUGUGUGAGCUGCUGCCUCGGCUGCAGGCCCGCUACUACUCCAUCGCUUCUUCCUCCAAGGUCCACGCCAACUCUGUGCACAUCUGUGCUGUGGUUGUGGAAUAUGAAACCAAGUCUGGCCGAAUCAACAAGGGUGUGGCCACCAGCUGGCUUCGAGCCAAGGAGCCCGCAGGGGAGAACGGCUGCAGGGCCCUGGUGCCCAUGUUUGUGCGCAAGUCCCAGUUCCGCCUGCCCUUCAAGGCCACCACACCUGUCAUCAUGGUGGGCCCUGGCACUGGGGUUGCCCCCUUCAUAGGCUUCAUUCAGGAGCGGGCCUGGCUGCGGCAGCAGGGUAAGGAGGUGGGUGAGACGCUGCUCUACUAUGGCUGCCGCCGCUCUGACGAGGACUACCUGUACCGUGAAGAGCUGGCCCAGUUCCACAAGGAGGGCUCCCUCACCCAGCUCAAUGUGGCAUUCUCCCGGGAACAGCCUCAGAAGGUCUACGUCCAGCACUUACUGAAGAGAGACAAGGAGCACCUGUGGAAGCUGAUCCACGAGGGGGGCGCCCACAUCUAUGUCUGUGGGGAUGCUCGGAACAUGGCGAGGGAUGUGCAGAACACCUUCUACGACAUCGUGUCUGAGCUGGGGUCCAUGGAACACACCCAGGCCGUGGACUACAUCAAGAAACUGAUGACCAAGGGCCGAUACUCCCUGGAUGUGUGGAGCUAAGAGCCCACUCUGCCCUCACGCCCUAUAGACUUGGCUUCCCCAUAUAAUCACUUUCCUCCCCUUCUGCAGCUUCCUGGAUGGGUUCUGCUGGGCCUUGUCCCAGGAUGCAGACUCAGUGACAAAGACUGAGGCCUCCUGCCUAAGGGCGCCUGGCCAGGGGUGACCAGGUCCUCACUUUGUGAACACCUCAGGCCUCCAGUGGCUGUACAGAAGGGGCUCUUCUCUCAGCUGAGCAGGGGCUUGGCCCCUCCACGUGAUUUUCAAUGAAUGUAAAUAAUUUUAAAUAACCUCUGGCCCUUGGAAUAAAGUUGUUUUCUGUA
Molecule: messenger RNA, 2570 nt
Organism: Myotis lucifugus (little brown bat)
Lineage: Eukaryota; Metazoa; Chordata; Mammalia; Chiroptera; Vespertilionidae
Product: NADPH--cytochrome P450 reductase
Exons: 16
Coding region: 16-2250 (744 amino acids)
Biological process (GO): response to hormone
Cellular component (GO): cytosol
Molecular function (GO): flavin adenine dinucleotide binding; NADPH-hemoprotein reductase activity; FMN binding
Source: RefSeq, a predicted model, not a curated record